AAGUCAAUAAUGAGUCUUCAUAUAUUUUGGCCGGCUUCUGCUGUCUUGACGAUGUUUAUCAUAGGGGUUAUAAUGAUUUUGUUAAAAUAUGGCCCACGCAUUUGUAAAGUUAGACACGAGCCAUUGCCUACCGAACAAGAUUGGGAAGGUAAAACAUAUUCUCGUGAAUUAUCAGUUUCAGUAGCUUGAUGCAAUUAACGUAAAAGAAUCAUUAUAUGCCUUAAACGAACGUUUAUUGUCUUUGAGACUUCAAAAUUGUUGAAAAAAAAUCAUUUUACCGAAACUUAUCCUUCAAAUACGUAUAGCUCACGUCCCGCAUAAAAUUGUACAGUUUGAUCAUUUAAUAUUCUACAGAUUAUCAUUCCAUAAAUUUUAAAGACAAUAUCUGUUCAAUUAUGAGAUCAAUUAACUGCUUCGUAAGAUUUAAUAUACACAUUGAUGCACUAGAUUUUUCUAUCUUCUUAUUAAAGAGAAUAUUUAACAUUAUUGAAUUCAAAUUUUGAUACUACUAAUUAUUUAAUGUCAAAAUGUGCCUGCUAGUUAAUUUAACGAUUCCGUCCAUAAGUAUGUUAUUAUAUCUAAUAUCUA
Messenger RNA from Ceratosolen solmsi marchali, 588 nucleotides. RefSeq names its product wurmchen 2 transmembrane micropeptide (gene wrm2). The record is from RefSeq and is a predicted model, not a curated record. The transcript has a single exon. Lineage: Eukaryota; Metazoa; Arthropoda; Insecta; Hymenoptera; Agaonidae. The coding region runs from base 10 to 189 and encodes 59 amino acids.